ACCUUGCACACUGUCGACCCCAGUGGAUAAUAUAGCUUGAAGUUAGAUCUCAGUGUAAGUGUCUUUUUACACACAACUUUCAUUUGUCACCAAUUGUCUCUUGGCACACCAAUCACAUGUACAUAAAUCCAAAGACUAACUUUGUCGUAUUACAAAUCAUUGAACAUGUGUUCAGCGUUUCCAAAAUAAGACAUUCAAUCUGAUUGGUCGGUCAAACACAGUCCUCUCAGUGAAGUGGAGAGAACAUAGAGAGAUUCAGCUCACUCAUAGCAGCAUCUGAAGUGACAUGGCACCUCCAACCUUUGCUCUGUGCUUCGCUUGUCUGAUUGUGGUGAAUAUUGCUCACACAACAGCUUUAAAGCAGUCAUCAUUACAUUUUCUAUCAGUUGAUGUUGGGGAAAGUGUGACCUUGUCAUGCUUUUGUCUCGAUGAGGUAUCACAAAUUUUUUACUGGUAUAAGCAAACUGUGGGACUGACGCCUAAGCUGGUGUCUUCAGUCUACAGUUAUAACGCUGACAGGACCUUUUAUGAUGAAUUUAAGAAUCCACGUUUCUCAGUGGACACUGAAAAUCACGAAUAUCAGCUGAAGAUUUCAGAUUUGCAAAUUUCAGACUCAGGUACUUACUACUGCGUAAAGAAAAGUUACAUUGUCUUUGAAUUUUGUGAGGGUACAACUAUAAAUGUGAAGGGUUCAGGUCUGAACAUCCCAGUUUUGGUCCAUCAGUCAGCAUCGGAGACCAUCCAGCCAGGAGGCUCUGUGACUCUGAACUGUACAGUACACACUGGGACCUGUGAUGGAGAACACAGUGUUUACUGGUUCAAAAACUCUGGAGAAUCUCAUCCAGGACUCAUUUACACCCAUGGAGACAGGAAAGGUCAGUGUGAGAGGAGACCCAGCGCACAAACACACUUUUGUGCUUACAAUUUGACAAUGGAGAGCCUGAAUGUUUCUCAUGCUGGGACCUACUACUGUGCUGUUGCCUCAUGUGGACACAUACUGUUUGGAGACGCAACCAAGCUGGACUUUAAGUAUGAGGUGGACUCUCUUGUCUCUCUUGUGUAUAUCUUGAGUGCAGCUUUGUCAUUCACCACCGUCCUGGUUGUGUUACUGGCUUUCACAGUGUACAAGUUUAGCAAAAGGAACUGCCAAUAUACAGAGUCUAAUGUGACAUUUUCAACAACUUCUGCUCCAAAUGCAGCGGUGUGUCAAGAUGCAGAAAACCUUCAUUAUGCUGCUUUAGGUGACCUCAAGGUCAACAGAUCCAGAAGACAGAGGAGCAACACCAAUAAGGAAUGUGUGUACUCCAGUGUAAAGCAGUAGACCCAGAUGUGUUUUUGUCCUUUGUUUCUUCAUAACAAGACAUUUUUUAUUGGGCUGAUUAGAAUUUUCCUGAACCUGACAUGAUUCCACCAAUUUUAAUACAUACAAAAGCUUCCCUUGUAAUAAACUUGCAGUGAAAGAAAGUAUGGUGUCGGAGGGUUUCUCUGUAGUGAUACCAGUUGUGAAACAUCUGCUGACUUCUCCCGUUUCUCCUCACAUUUCAAAGAAACACACUCACACCUCUGAAGUGCUGCUGGGAUUACCUUUUCUAGAAUUUCCUGAACCAAUCCUGCAUAAGUGACAUCAGCUGUAUGUACAUCCACAGGGUAUCACAAAUCUUCACA
Scatophagus argus is the source of this 1665-nucleotide messenger RNA. RefSeq lists its product as uncharacterized. The transcript is spliced from 5 exons. The coding region runs from base 287 to 1321 and encodes 344 amino acids. NCBI's taxonomy places the organism in Eukaryota, Metazoa, Chordata, Actinopteri, Scatophagidae. The record is from RefSeq and is a predicted model, not a curated record. Gene Ontology annotation, biological process: response to bacterium.